This is a messenger RNA of Aphis gossypii (cotton aphid), 1668 nucleotides long. RefSeq lists its product as uncharacterized. The transcript has 2 exons. Lineage: Eukaryota; Metazoa; Arthropoda; Insecta; Hemiptera; Aphididae. Gene Ontology annotation, biological process: proteolysis. The record is from RefSeq and is a predicted model, not a curated record. Gene Ontology annotation, molecular function: aspartic-type endopeptidase activity. Bases 1 to 1668 code for a protein of 555 amino acids.
AUGGGAGGACACGAGAAUAUGAUAACGAGAAGAGGACAAUUAAAAGCGUCGAUAACGAGAUUUUCGAAUUAUCUACAAUCACAAAAUAUCGAUUCGACUGAAGUAAAGGCUCGACGUGAAAAAAUUGAAGACGUAUGGGCCGAAUAUGAACAGGUGCAAUCAGCCAUAGAAAUGGAAGAGGGUAGCAACAUAGAAACACAAAAUAGAUAUAGAGCGGAGUUCGAAGACUUAUACUUCAAAACUAUUGCAAUAGCAGAGAAAUGUGUAAUAGCAGCAAGCUCGGUGGUUUCACAAGACGAAAAUACAAAUAAAAACACGAACACCGAUAUACCGAACGCGUGUAUGAAUAAAGUAUUGUCAUCAGUUAAGUUGUCAUCGUUAAGCGUACCGGUAUUUACCGGCAAUUAUCAAGAAUGGGCAUCAUUUUAUGAUAUAUUUUCGGCGUUAAUUGAUAACAAUGCAUCAUUAACGGCAAUAGAAAAAUUUUUUUAUUUGCGAGAAUCGUUAUCAGGCGAGGCGCUAAGCUCAAUUAAAUGCUUAGAAACGACGGGUAAUAAUUAUAUCAUAGCAUGGCAAUCACUAAUAACGCGUUAUAAUAAUAAAAGGGUACUGGUUCAAACGCAUGUAAAGGCGAUAUAUGAUCUAGAAACGGUGGGCGGUGAUUCGGCGAAACGGUUAAGGCAGUUUACAGAUGCACUGAACGGACACAUGCGUGCGUUAGAGGCGCUGGGACAGGAACCCACAAAUUGGGGACCAUUAUUAAUGCACAUCAUUUUAAUAAAAUUGGAUAAAACCACAUUGAAGGAAUGGGAAGCGAGAGCGCCGUGUGCUGAAGUACCGAAAUUAUCCGAACUGAUAACAUUUUUAGAUUCAAGGUUUAAAAUAUUAGAAUCGAUCGAAACGGUAAAAAAUAUAAACAUCAAAGGUAGUGCGAUUACAACAAAUGAGAAAAAAUACAUCGAAAGAAGAGGAACGUCACAAUUAUUCGCGUCGACGUCAAAUUUAGAAUGUUAUGUUUGUAAAUCGGCACAUACAAUUUAUAAAUGUCCUAGAUUUUGUGAUUUGACUGUACCGGAGCGAAUAAAACGCGCAACGGACGCACAACACGCUGUUACACUUGCCAGGAGGAAAAAUACAGUAAUCGAAGGUAGUAAGGCAGUUCAAUCAACAGUUGCAAAUGUAUCGACAAGUGAAGUCAUUGAAGAAUCAACAUCGUUAAGCGCACACGCAUCGGUAAUACAAGACGACAAGGUAUUGCUGUCGACGGCGAUGGUAUCAUUGCGCAACGAAUCAGGGCAAUGGGUGCCGGGACGCGUAUUAUUAGAUUCUGGAUCCCAAAGUAAUUUGAUAACAGAGGAAAUGGUACAGCUAUUAAAAUUGAAAAAGAAACAUGUGAAACAUGAUUUAUGUGGAAUAGGUGGUAGUACACAAAAGGCGUCGUCAGCGGUGGUUGCAACAAUUGCGGCCGAAGAUAAAAAAUUUACAUUAACAGUAACGUGUUUAGUAGUGAAGCGUAUAACUAAUAAUUUGCCGUCAAAAUUAUUAAAUGACAAUAUCUUGAUUCCGCGUAAUAUCAAAUUAGCUGACCCAUGGUUCAAUACACCACGAAAAAUUGACUUGCUAAUUGGUGCUGGUUAUUUUACGAAUUAUUACGUACGGGACAACUGA